This is a messenger RNA of Colletotrichum gloeosporioides, 1716 nucleotides long. RefSeq names its product Efflux pump roqT. The coding region runs from base 1 to 1716 and encodes 571 amino acids. NCBI's taxonomy places the organism in Eukaryota, Fungi, Ascomycota, Sordariomycetes, Glomerellales, Glomerellaceae. Gene Ontology annotation, biological process: transmembrane transport. The record is from RefSeq and is a predicted model, not a curated record. The transcript has 5 exons. Gene Ontology annotation, molecular function: transmembrane transporter activity.
AUGACCUUUGGGCCUCCACCAAAACGACUCCAGGAGGAGUUGCCAGAGAUCGAUGCAGUGGAAUGGGCAACGCAAGAUGUCGAGAAACGGUUUUCAGUUGGUUUCAACCCAGGCCACAUCAGGGCCAGCAUUUGUUCUGUUUCGAGUAAAAACGACGGCCUGAACCAAGCUCCGGCACUUCCAGCAGCAGUGAAGCCUCCACGGCGCAUGGUGGCAGCAACAGUAACGGGGCUACUUAUUGCCGUGCUACUUAUGGCACUUGAUGUCAACAUUCUCGCCACGAGUGUUCCCAAGAUUACAACGGAAUUCAAAAGCCUUCGUGAUGCGGCUUGGUACGCCGCGGCUUUCUCGCUAGCUCGGCUUGCAACUCAGCCCACUUAUGGGCAGUUGUAUACUCUCUUCUCUAUGAAAUACACAUUUUGCUGUAGUCUGGCUAUUGUAAUCAUGGGUUCCACCAUUUGCGCUGUCUCGCCAAAUUCAAUGACCUUGAUUAUUGGCCGAGGUGUUCAAGGCCUAGGGUCCAGUGGCGUGGCGUCAGGUGCUCUAAAUAUUGGCGGCUACACCGUUUCGAAAGCGAAGAUGCCUUUGAUGAUCUCCCUCAUGGGCUCUAUGAUGAUGACAGCGGCCCUCGCAGGUCCAGUACUCGGAGGUGCUUUCACGGAAAGCGUUCUAACUUGGCGAUUCGGCUUUUGGCUCAACUUGCCACUGUCUGCUAUUAGCAUGGUCUUGGUUUGGAUGACUUUUCCAGAGCCUCACAGACCUUCUACCAAACUUUCACUCAGAGACAAACUUAUGAGGCUGGAUCCUACAGGUAGCAUUCUAAUAUUGAGCUCCAUGAUCUGCCUAGUUUUGGGCCUUCAGUGGGGUGGCAAUCUCUUGCCGUGGACCAACAGGAACGUCCUUGGAUGCUUGAUCGGGUUUGGAAUAUUGUUUUCUCUAUUUUUAUUACUGCAAAUCAAACAGAAAGACAAAGCUCUUGUGCCCCUUCGUAUCGUCACGCAGCGAACCGUUGGACUUGGCUGUAUCGCGACGACGUGUACGUAUCUGGCUGUCACUGUCUUGGCGUACUACAUGCCCUUCUACCUCCAGGCUGCCAAAGGCCUGUCUCCAAGCAAAGCUGGACUAUACAUGCUCGCACUGGGGGGACCGGAGACGCUGGCGACCAUCGCUUCAGGAGCCUUGAUUACGUACACGAAGCACUACGUUCCAAUGCUGGUGCUAGGUGGAGCGGUGUUCUCUCUUGGCAGUGGACUCUUGUCAAGCCUCACCACCGGCAGUACCGCUGGACAAAUCAUAGGUUAUGAAGUCUUGACCAGUAUUGGCCUGGGUUUCGGCGGUCAGGUUCCACUCACUGCCUUACGGAAUGCUCUCUGCGAGGCCGACAUACCAAUUGCGAAUGGCUUGAAUGGUUUCUCGCAAAGCUUGGGCGUUGUGUUAGGAGCACCCAUCGCCCAAUCGGUCUUCAUGAACACACUGACCAGUCAUCUGGGAUCACGGCUUCAGCCCGGAAAUGUUACGAAAAUCACCGAUCUUGGGGCGUCAAAUAUCAACCCUUCACAUGUUGACCCGCAGCUGCUACCGUUCGUUUCGCAGGCUUAUCGGGACGCCUCGACUACGUCCCUGUACGUUGCUGUGGCAUCUGCUGCAAUGGCUGGUGUAGCCGGGCUUUUAAUGGAGUGGAAGAGACUCAAGACUAAGGAAGAAGGAGAUGAUUAA